GAUAACAUUAUUUAGAUAAGCCGGUGCCGUCGUGCAGAAAUAAACAAACCAUUCUAAACAAAAUAAUUCGUUAUUUUUUAUCAAUGGCACUCUGAAAAUGUCGUUGUCCUGGAAAGUUGUCCUGCCUGUGGGCUUUGUAUUGUACUCGUUGCCUCUGUUUCUGCGGGUAAACGGCACAGCCGAGUACAUAAUCGAUGAAGAAUUUCACAUCCCACAGGGCUUGGCCUUCUGUCGCAAACAAUUCGAUGUGUGGGAUUCCAAGAUUACCACCUUUCCGGGCUUAUAUCUAAUUGCGCUAGUGCUGCAGCCGAUCAACUGUUGCACAGUCACGGGUCUCCGUCUGCUUAGCCUAAUCGGUGCUGGUAUCAACAUUCUCUUGCUCUACAAAAUACGCCGUCGAACGCUGGCAGGCAUAGGAGGCAAUGCUUAUGCAGCGCAUGAGGCAAUUACAAUGUCGGUGCUGCCUCCACUAUACUUUUUCAGCCAUUUGUACUAUACUGACACGUUGGCUUUGACUAUGGUCUUGUUGUUCUACAACUAUUGGCAACAAGAAGCGCAUCUGCCAGCUGCUGUUUGUGGUGCUGCGAGUGUGCUCAUGCGCCAGACCAACAUCGUCUGGGUAUGCAUGUGCUGUGGCAUGACUAUUUUAGACACCGUUGUGCAGCAGGGCAAAAACUCUUGCCCGGCCAAUGAACGAUCGAUACGCCUAUUUGGCAGCGAGCUUUGGCUACAGGUGCUAGGCAGCCCCCAACUGAUAUGCAAUAUCAUUUUAAGUAUUUUGGCCAAAUGCUGCUUCUACGCCUCUAUUAUUUUACCCUUCAUUGGCUUCAUCUGCAUCAAUGGAUCCAUUGUUGUAGGCGACAAGAGCGCUCAUGAAGCUACUCUACAUUUGCCGCAGUUAUUUUAUUUUGCCGUUUUUGCCGUUGGUUUCGGUAUCUCCAACACGCUGCGGCAAUUGCGACUGGCAUUGACACUGCUGCGACGUCAUUUAGUGCUCUCCUUGCUGGCCACAUUGCUCAUAGCUACGAUUGUGCAUUACAAUACUGUGGUUCAUCCCUAUUUGCUAGCUGACAAUCGUCACUACACCUUCUACGUGUGGAGUCGCUUGUACGGCCGCUUCUGGUGGUUCCGCUAUGCGAUGGCGCCAGCUUAUCUACUUGCUGUGACCCUGCUAUGUUGUGGGCUAAGGCACAUGUCGGAUAGCUUUAAGCUGAUGUUUCCGCUGGCUCUACUGUUGGUGUUGUGCUUCCAGCGUUUGCUCGAGGUGCGAUAUUUCUUGGUGCCAUAUAUAAUAUUUCGACUGCAUACACGACCCGCACGCAAGGGCUUUGCCGAGUGGCUAGAGCUGGGCGUAAAUUUACUCCUGAAUGUGGUUACGUUCUACGUGUACUUAACAAAAGAAUUUUAUUGGAAAAAUUACCGUACACCGCAGCGAAUCAUAUGGUAGAAAGUGAAACUGAUUUUAAU
Molecule: messenger RNA, 1467 nt
Organism: Drosophila hydei
Lineage: Eukaryota; Metazoa; Arthropoda; Insecta; Diptera; Drosophilidae
Gene: Alg10
Product: putative Dol-P-Glc:Glc(2)Man(9)GlcNAc(2)-PP-Dol alpha-1,2-glucosyltransferase
Exons: 3
Coding region: 98-1447 (449 amino acids)
Biological process (GO): protein N-linked glycosylation; dolichol-linked oligosaccharide biosynthetic process
Cellular component (GO): endoplasmic reticulum
Molecular function (GO): dolichyl pyrophosphate Glc2Man9GlcNAc2 alpha-1,2-glucosyltransferase activity
Source: RefSeq, a predicted model, not a curated record